Molecule: messenger RNA, 2156 nt
Organism: Talaromyces proteolyticus
Lineage: Eukaryota; Fungi; Ascomycota; Eurotiomycetes; Eurotiales; Trichocomaceae
Product: amino acid transporter
Exons: 5
Coding region: 261-1940 (559 amino acids)
Biological process (GO): amino acid transmembrane transport
Cellular component (GO): membrane
Molecular function (GO): amino acid transmembrane transporter activity
Source: RefSeq, a predicted model, not a curated record
UGGCUGGCAAGCUGUUAGUUGAGCGUGGAAUAUAACAUAGCCCACCCCCGCACUGUGUCGCUUCUUUGGACACUGUUUAAAUACCUGGCAGAGAACUCUGCAGCCGGGGCUCUGUUUUCUAUCUUGUGUUGUUCCCCUCUAGCCAUAUCUUUGCUUCACUUCUCUGCGUUGUUAGCCAGCAUCGUGGCGGGGAUCACGUGAGACUUUUCAUUGUUCUGUUACGCGUGUUCUCAGUCUUCCCGAGCACCAGUUCAUCCACGAUGGGUGCGUUCGAAUAUUCUACAGAUGCCGCGUUCAAGGAUAAGCAUGAGUCGAGCGCCGAUGUUAUUGCGGCUGAGGAAGGCGGCAUAGUCACUCAGUCUGAUGGCCAUGAACUUCACCGUGCCCUCAAGGCUCGUCAUAUCACGAUGAUCGCUAUUGGAGGCGCAAUUGGUACAGGUUUGAUCAUCGGGACCGGGUCAGCUCUCCAGAAGGCUGGUCCUGCGUCCAUUCUGAUCUCGUAUUCCAUCGUCGGAAUGGUCGUGUAUAUGGUUAUGUGUGGCCUAGGGGAGAUGGCUGCCUGGUUGCCGCUGGCAUCUGGCUUUACUGGCUAUGCAGUGCGGUUCUGCGACCCGGCUCUAGGGUUUGCCUUGGGUUAUACAUAUUGGUUCAAAUACAUAAUCGUCACGCCGAAUCAAUUAACUGCCGGUGCAUUGGUAAUCAAGUACUGGGACCCCAACGGACGUAUCAAUGCAGGUGUCUGGAUUACUGUAUUUCUCGUGUUGGUCGUGAGCAUCAAUUAUUUUGGGAUCCGAUUCUUUGGCGAGUUUGAGUUCUGGCUCUCGUCUUUCAAAGUCAUUGUCAUCCUGGGGCUGAUUCUGUUGUCCUUCAUCUUGAUGCUCGGUGGUGGCCCGGACCAUGACCGAAAAGGAUUCCGCUAUUGGAAGAAUCCAGGCGCAUUCAACACAUACAUUGACGAUGGGGCAGCAGGUAGAUUCUACGCAUUCUGGGCCACCAUGGUGUCUGCAACUUUCGCCUAUUUGGGUACGGAGUUGGUGGGUGUGACCGUGGGCGAGGCGCAAAACCCACGGAAGACGAUCCCUCGUGCCAUCAAGUUGACAUUUUACCGUAUCGUUGUUUUCUACAUACUCAGUGUACUUCUUGUUGGUACACUAGUCCCGUACAAUUCGCCCGACCUGAUCUUUGCAAAUAAGCAAUCCGGCUCGGCUGCGGCAUCUCCCUUCGUAGUUGCCGUUCAGACUGCAGGCAUCGACGUUCUUCCACACAUUCUCAACGCCUGCAUUCUGUUAUUUGUCUUCUCUGCAGCUAACUCUGAUCUGUACAUCGCAACUAGGACGAUUUAUGGCCUUUCAAAGGAAGGUAAAGCACCCGAAUUCUUAUCGCGAACCAAUAGUCGUGGCGUUCCAGUGUAUGCUUUAGCUCUUUGCUCUGCUAUUGCAUGUAUUGCCUACAUGAACGUCACCAACGACUCGAAAACUGUGUUCAGUUACUUCGUGGACUUAGUCACCGUGUUUGGCCUUCUCAGUUGGAUUUCUCUAUUGGUCACGCACAUCUACUUCGUUCGGGCGCGCAAAGCGCAAAAGGUGCCGGAGAGCGAGCUUGCCUAUAAAGCGCCCUUUGGGGUCGCCGGCUCGUACUGCGCACUCGCGUUUUGCAUUAUUAUCUGCCUGACCAAGAGCUAUGAUGUUUUCACGGUCCACUUCAACUACAAGAAGUUCAUCACUGGGUAUCUGGGCAUUCCGCUAUAUCUGAUCCUCAUCUUCGGGUAUAAGAUUGCGACCAGAUGCAAAACAGUCAAGCCGCACGAGGCCGAUUUGUGGAGCGGGAAGGAUGCAGUGGAUCGCGAGGAGGCCGCGUUUCUGGCACGCAAGGCCACGCAUGAGGAGAAGCAUGCCGGGGCGAAUUGGUUCUAUCGCAACUUUGUAUCGUGGCUGUUCUGAGAAUCUCCUUGGGAUGGGUUUCUAUGGCUUGAUGCAUUGGCCGUAGGGUAGACAGCAAUCGGUGUAUCAAAAACAAUCAAACAAUCAAUCAAUAAUUUGACGCUAGAUUCACUCAUCCAUGCACUAUCCCCAAGUGGGAAGAGCCUUCCGGGCGCUAAGACGGGUCCGGAGUGGGCCGCCACGCGAAAGUCAUCUCCAACACAGGAUUGGCUGGUC